AAGUAAAAUGACGUUACAUCGUCACGUGUUUAGUUGAUUACUUCAACUAGCAUCAAGGAAGAGGUUAAGAGUGAACUUACUAACACAGGAGGAGCAGCUUAGGAAGUGAAGACAAAUGUGUGACUUGCCCUGUUUGUGUUUAUUGUUAUUUUAAAGGCUGCUAUAUGGAUUUAGUCUCUUUCUGGAGGUUGUUGCUGGUGUUGGCUGUGGUGGCGACAGACGUCCGCUGCUGGGCAGCAGGAGACCAGGAAGUGUGCGCAGACGGCACUUCCAAUUACACUAUGAUCGAACGAGAAGAAGUUAAAGAGUCCAAGACAGUUGUCGCCUACCGCGUAGAGAGAUACACACCAGAUUGUAACCAAGUAAAAAGGUUCUUCUCCUGGAUAUUUCGCAGUUGUAGAGAAAGAUCAAAAAGCGCGUCUUACACUGUGACGCAGUAUUUUAUCAAGUUCAACACCUCCAGCGUGACAAAGUGUUGUCCUGGCUUUGUCAGAAAUGAUACAGAAUGGUGCACAAAAGGGUGUGGCACUGUAGGGAAAUACGGCGCAAACUGCACGUCCAACUGUAGCUGCCCGACGACCCAUGCGUUCGAGAACUGUGAACAAUUCACGGGCUAUUGUCUCUGUAAGCCCGGAUAUAUGGGCCUAAAUUGUAGUGUAGAGUGUCCUCCUGGAAGUUAUGGUUCGAACUGUACACACAACUGCACGUGCCAGAAUAACUCCACGUGCGACCGUGAGACGGGCACGUGUAACUGUUCUUCUUCCCCUGGGUGGACGGGAUCCUCCUGUGAGGAAGAAUGUGACGCUGGCACCUACGGCAAGGAUUGUCAACACAAUUGCACGUGUAACGGGAACCAGACGUGUGACCACGUGACCGGAAAUUGUACAUGCAUGGCGGGACUCACCGGUCCCAAUUGCACAGAUGAGUGUACAAAUUUCACCUUUGGCGUCAGUUGUGCGAAAAACUGCAAGUGCCUGGAAAAUACUACUGAAUCCUGUAAUAAAACAACCGGACACUGCACGUGCACAGCUGGCUAUAUGGGAGACGCAUGUGACGAAGUCUGUAUACCUGGAUUCUAUGGUGACGCCUGCGAGAGCAACUGUUCGAGCAUCUGCACGGGGACAAACUACUGUCACCAUGUAUCCGGCACGUGCAUCUGCCUGGGAAGCAAGGGACAUAACUGUUCCAUCGCUUGUGGACAACACGAAUAUGGCCCCGACUGCAAUAAAACGUGCACGUGCAAUUGGGAGAGGUCAAUUGGCGACCGGUGUGAUAAUCUGACCGGCCGCUGUCAAUGCCGCGAAGGCUACAGUGGGGCCAAUUGUCAAAUCUUGGUUGAGGUUUCAACAGAUACCCCCCAUUCUGACGCGAUGAAGCAUGGCUGGUGGGAUUUUGUGGUAGUCAACUGGACAUACUUCGUGAUGGGCGCCGGGGUCGUUGUUUUUCUGGUUGCCAUGACGAUUGCUGUCGUCUGCUACUGUCGUCUGAAAAGGUCAAACAAAGAUAAAACAGAAGAGCAAUUUUCCGUUGCUUAUGCAAACCAGGCAUACAGUGGGAGCAAGGCUACAAGCAAGGAUACAAUAGAUGCACUUCAAGACACCGUUUGUGAAACCAGUGGUUUGGAGGUCAGCGAUUAUAGCGAGCCCAAUCCGAAUCUGUCCGAAGAGGAUGAACACAAGGCUGCAGCAAUUACUGGUACACUUUCUAAGGAGAGCGAUAGUGUGUCUACAGAUAUGCAAACCGAAAAACCACUUACACAAACAUACGAAGAACCUCCUGAUUCUAUUGAGCCAAAACACAUCUCUGAUGACAUAGAGUAUGACAGUGCUGAAUAUUUAGUAGAUUUAAUGCGUGAACAAACUGAGGCAGCAAAGAUCGUCAAUGGAGAGGGAGAAGAUGAUUAUGAUGUUCAUGGAAAUCAAACUUCGAUUACAAGUGAUAAACUCAACGAAUACAACACUUUUCAGGAUGUAAAUGAUAUCAUCCGCAAAGCAAGUAUUGCUGAUGACGCGAUUACCGAUGAAUAUGACAUGUUAAAUAAUCAGCCAACACGGGCAAAAUGUAAGCACACCGCAGCAGAAUAUUCAAGUUUCGAUAUGACAAAACAUUUGAGUAUAGAUGAAAAUGACGAAAACAACGAGGACGAUGAAAUGUAUAACACACUCGAAACAAAACAGAAAGUUGAGAAGCGCAUUGCACAUCCAAAUUAUAAUAGAGUGAAAAUCAACAGUGAAUUAGGGGCUGGCAAUGGUGUGAGUGCUUUCACUUCUAAACCAAGGGAUGCCAGUGUGAAAAGUCAGGUGUUGGGAGAAAGUCGAAAAUCAAAAUAUAACCAAGACCGUAAACAAGGUUCAGAAGCUGGAACGACUAAGUUAGAAAGAGUUGAAGGAAAUGAAAAGAAAAAUGAUUUAUUUUGUGAAGGUUCUGAUGAAGAAAAAUACAACCCUGAAAACAAAACCGAUGAUUUGUAUGAGGAGUGUGGGCCUGAGGAUGACGAUUCUAAACCAGCUGGCCAAAACAAACAAACAACUGGGCUACCAUUCCUAUCUAAAGAACCUGAAACAGCUUUGUAUGAAUACUGCAAGGAUUCUGAUCAUGACUCUGAAAAUGAUUAUGCUAACAAGAGCGAUGAUGGAGAGGUGGUUUAUGAAGACGUUAGUGAAUGUAGUGAUACGGAGAGUACGCAACUGGGCGAGAUUGGAGCGAUGAAUAAACAGACAACAAGUGGUGGACAUUCUUCUGAUGAAAAGAGAGCUUUAAAGGAUAACAAGGCCGUUCAAAACCCAGUAGCGGAUGCCCAAAUAAGGUCGAAGCCUAAGAGGGCGCGUGAAAGACGGAAAGAAGAUUACGAACUGUUUGAAUUAAGAACCUAGACAUGAUGUUUCAUGAAGAUUUCUGAUUUGAAGAUUGUUUUAUGUUUUAAAUAUUCUAUCUCAAAGACCUUUUCUAUAAUAUAGACAUUUUUAUCAUCACUGCUUUCAGCAUCGUUUGUUUGCUUAUUAAAUACAUAUUCUGACCAGAU
Molecule: messenger RNA, 3022 nt
Organism: Mya arenaria
Lineage: Eukaryota; Metazoa; Mollusca; Bivalvia; Myida; Myidae
Product: protein draper-like
Exons: 12
Coding region: 165-2873 (902 amino acids)
Molecular function (GO): scavenger receptor activity
Source: RefSeq, a predicted model, not a curated record